AUGCAAUCGGUAUCGGACUCUCAGUCGAGAAAGACGGUUGAGGUUCAAACAGAAUCAGCCCCGUUUCCCACUAUCCCAAAAGAAUCUAAGGAGAAGGAUGCAAAGAACGUAGCAAUCACGUACGCAGCCUCUAAAACGGCCCACAUUGUUGGUGAAUCUUCUAAUUUUGUAAGGAAAUCAGGGUUCAAGUACAUCAAUGAAGACCUUGAUGGAAAAACAUGUAAACAUACAUGUAAAGAUGUUAAAAAGCCCCUCAGAGAGUUGGAAACUGUUGAAGAGGUCAAAUCAUCAUCAGAGAGGACAGGAAUGAGCAGCUUAUUUGGUGACUUUCAUUUUGAUUUUGGGAUGUCGUUCUCUCCUUUACCUGAUGGAUUUUGGAUAGAUCCUAACUUUCUUUCAGAUGUUUCAAUUCUUCCCAAGACUCCAGCUCAGGAUCUGGCCAGUGGAAGCCGAAAUGGGCAACUCUUGCUUGAUGCGUAUAAGGCAUGGUGCGAGCAUAAGAAGUAUAUGCAUGUUUACAAGAUGUUAUUGAACUCUGUCUUCGAGAAGUUUGUCUUCAAGAAUGGAACACUACUUAAAGGAUCCGCGCAAGUGAAGAUAUCUGAUGUGGAGAAAAAAUCUGAGGUGCAGAAAUCCGUAGAAGUAGACCAGGGGCAGAAAAGACAGAUGAAAGUUAAUUUUAGCCCCUCGGAUCUUUCUACCAUUUCCACCAAAGGUAUACCUGAUUUGAUCCAUUUACUGCUAAAUUCUCAUGGAUUGGACGUCCUUAAACGAUAUGACGUGAUUCUCAGGAUGGGGCCCCAACCUACGUGUUAUUUGAUUAUGGAAGGCCUUCCAUAUGGUUUGGUCAUUGCAAGGACCGUGAUUUCAAGUCAAUUCCCAGCUGUUACUUUUCACUAUAUUUGA
Messenger RNA from Oldenlandia corymbosa var. corymbosa, 906 nucleotides. The record is from the annotation of a GenBank genome assembly. NCBI's taxonomy places the organism in Eukaryota, Viridiplantae, Streptophyta, Magnoliopsida, Gentianales, Rubiaceae.